This is a messenger RNA of Hippocampus zosterae (dwarf seahorse), 2813 nucleotides long. RefSeq names its product methionine adenosyltransferase II, alpha b (gene mat2ab). Gene Ontology annotation, cellular component: methionine adenosyltransferase complex; cytosol. The transcript has 9 exons. Gene Ontology annotation, biological process: S-adenosylmethionine biosynthetic process. Gene Ontology annotation, molecular function: ATP binding; methionine adenosyltransferase activity. Lineage: Eukaryota; Metazoa; Chordata; Actinopteri; Syngnathiformes; Syngnathidae. Bases 135 to 1325 code for a protein of 396 amino acids. The record is from RefSeq and is a predicted model, not a curated record.
AGCCGAGCAUCCAAUGAGGGUUACUUGAGCUGCGAGUCCAAAGGCCGUCCUUUGUGAGAGUUGCCAGUAUAAACACACUUGCUCUUUUUGAUAUUUCUACUCUUUGGUCUCUUCACAAUUAUUUAUCGUGAACGAUGAUGAACGGCCAAGUAAAUGGUUUUCACAACUCAGUCAUUGACGAGGACUGCUUCUUGUUCACCUCGGAAUCCGUCGGAGAAGGGCAUCCCGACAAGAUCUGCGAUCAAAUCAGUGAUGCGGUCCUUGACGCUCAUCUCAAGCAAGAUCCCGAUGCCAAGGUUGCUUGUGAGACGGUUGCCAAGACGGGUAUGAUCCUGUUGGCAGGUGAAGUGACCUCACGAGCUACAGUGGACUAUCAGAAAGUUGUACGGGAUACUAUUCGCCAGAUUGGCUAUGAUGACUCAGCUAAAGGGUUUGACUACAAGACCUGCAAUGUGCUUGUGGCCUUGGAGCAGCAGUCUCCUGACAUAGCCCAGGGUGUCCACGUUGACCGCAAUGAAGAGGACAUUGGAGCUGGGGACCAGGGCUUGAUGUUUGGAUAUGCCACUGACGAGACCAAGGAGUGCAUGCCACUCACAAUUGUGCUCGCGCACAAACUGAAUGCCAAGAUGGCUGAGCUCCGACGCAAUGGCACUCUGCCGUGGCUCCGACCUGACUCAAAGACACAGGUUACAGUGCAGUACCGCCAGGACCGUGGCGCCAUGCUUCCUGUGCGCGUGCACACAAUUGUCAUCUCAGUUCAGCAUGAUGAGGAAAUUUGCCUUGAAGAGAUGAGAGAUGCCCUGAAGGAGAAAGUCAUCAAGUCUGUUGUUCCCUGCAAUUAUUUGGAUGAUGACACCAUCUACCACCUGCAGCCCAGUGGCAGGUUUGUCAUUGGCGGCCCCCAGGGUGAUGCCGGACUGACGGGGCGUAAGAUUAUCGUUGACACUUACGGUGGCUGGGGGGCUCACGGAGGCGGGGCCUUCUCUGGCAAAGACUACACCAAAGUGGACCGCUCUGCUGCGUACGCUGCACGUUGGGUUGCCAAGUCUCUUGUCAAGGCUGAGCUCUGCAGGAGGGUGUUGGUUCAGGUCUCCUACGCCAUUGGAGUUGCCCACCCCCUCUCCAUUUCCAUCUUCCACUAUGGGACCUCUAACAAGAGUGAGCGGGAGCUGCUGGAUAUCGUAAGGAAAAACUUUGACCUGCGUCCCGGGGUCAUUGUCAGGGAUCUGGAUCUGAAGAAACCCUUGUAUCAGAGGACGGCAGCCUAUGGCCACUUUGGCCGUGACUCCUUCCCAUGGGAGGUUCCCAAAAAGCUGAAAUACUAAACCUGUUAAGCUUUUUGCCCCCAGGCUUGUUGGUGUAUACUACAGAGAAGCCUCCAAGAUUCGGGGGGGUGAAAUGCCCUUUGCUGUCUUUCUCUCUCUUCCUCCCUUCCCCUUUCUCAAAAAUGAUUCAUCAUUUUCCACUUGGAUAUUGUCCUUUGUUUUGCUGGUUGCGAAAUGCUGGCUCCUUGAAGUCGUCUUUUUUUUUUCUUUAAACUUUAGGGUUCCAAGAACUUCUUCUGUCACUUGUCACUGUGCUAGAGCGUGAGUCGCUGCAGGUCUGUCAUUUAAUAUGAGUCUAGUCAGGUAGUCAUGGGCAGGUGUUGGUUUGUACUUCUGUAUUUGGCCUUCACUCACUGGUGCUACUACAAGAGGAUCAUGUAUGACCUGCGAAGUAAAUCUUCAUCUCAUCAUUUCGGAGGAUCUUUGGAUCUCAUUGAGCAACAUUCCUCCUCGGUCAGUCUGGUCUAAAUGUUCCCUCGCCCACUUUUCUUGUUGCUAGAAUGAAUUCUUUUCUUUAUGGAGGAUGUUGGAGUGGCACAAUGAAAUUGAAUUGAAUUGAAAAAAAAAAAACCCCCGCUGUGCUUUGCAUGACCAAGAGCUGCCAAAUGUUGCACUUUCAAGCCCACACACCGCCGCAGAUCUUUGUCAUUUUCUGACGUCAUACAGAAAAGUCAGAGGCUGCUAUGUCGCUGCUCUGGUCUGCAGAGGUUUUGGGUGAACUUGAUAGUGAUGAAACAUUUGGAAUCAGUUUUUGAGGCCGCCCCCUGACUUUUUAUUUUUAAAGAAAACAAGUGAUUUGGCCCCAUUGACUCCACCGAUAUAUCGAUUGCAGGUGUGGUUACAGAGAAACCUGUCUUCCCAUCUUUAUUCUGGUGGCGUUUGUCAGUCUUAUUGGGUAUCCAGUGUCAACACUAUUUAUUUGUUCUCUGGAGCUCAGCGUGGAUACAGAGAAGCUGAGCUUUCAGAAGGCAGCUUUAAAACACUUGAUUUACUGAAUCUUGAAUUCCUCUUGACUUGAUAGUUUGUUUGCUUGAGGCACCAGAGUGUUGUACAGAAAAGCUUUGGCUCACCUCGAAAACAAACGGUAAAUGUUUGACUAUUUAACGUUUUUAUUUUUGGACUGCACAAUUUUUUUUAAGGUGCGGUGGAUGUCCCUUUUUAAAAAAAAAACAUAUUUUUUUAAGCAUCUGCAAACCUUUUGGCUCUUACAAAUCUUCCAUCAGUACGAUGGCAGUAUUUGGUUGGUGUAGUACAGAGAAACCAGCCGUGUUUACAUUGCCAUCCAAUGUCGUGCUCUUAUUGCAGGUAAUCAUUGGCUACAGUAAGUGUACAUGUGCCUUUUUCUAUUUCUUCUCCCCCUUUGCUUCUCUUCCACACUCCACACAAAAAAUGGGUUUCUGUCAAGGCAGAUGGCUCUUUCUGUAAUGUUUCAUGUUUAGAUUUGACACCUCCCUUGUGAUCUGUAAUAAAUAAGAUACUUGCAACUUG